UAUUGAAGUUGUGCAACUAAGUUGGCAGGGGUUGGAGGGAGGUUGGGGACGGUGAGCUCGGCAGUUUGCGUGGGUGUUGUGUGGAGGAGUACGUUUGGCGCAGGGCACGCCGUCGGUUCAGCAGGGCGUCGCGAGCGACAGAGAGAGAGAGAGACUGAGAGCUGUAUCUCCGACAUGGACAAGUUUAGCGGCGGGACAAGCGACUACAGUGAAGGCACCCCACAACACCGGUGGUGGUUCAAGCGGCUUGCAACAACUUCUAUCAAGACCACCACCCGGAACAAACACCCUCGUGCCUACAGCAGGCUGUGUCACUAAGUAUUUCAACUCGUCAUUUCUCGCUCACGCUGUGUUGGUGCUGGUGGUGCUGGACAACCAGACUGUUCGAGUACUGUGUAGAGGACAAACAAAAAUACGUUCCAGGCUUGUUUCUAAUUAACUAAGUUCAUCUCAGUCAAGUUUGAAGAUUCUUCUCUUCUUUCUUUGUUUCACCCCCCCCAGAAUUGAGACCUCCCCAAUCACGUGUUGCUAGCGAACAAGCGUACAGGUGUGAUGUUCGUCGCGCCAUCUCGCACUUCCUGCAAACUACCCAAGCUCUCGGUGACUUUGCACGUAUCCAUCCGUUUUUCAUCCACUCUAUCUUAUUGUUAAAGCACGCACACUUUUUUCUCUUUAAACUCACGUAUACCAGAGCACUAUUUACUGUAAACUUUGUUCGAGUGACAGAAACGGAAGAAAUGGUGUAUUGUAUUGCCUUCGUUACUUCUCUGAACUUCAACAAGACAGAAUAGUAAGCAAUCUUGGAGGUUAGGGAGGAACUGUGAGUGAGUGUGCAGUGGUUUCGCGUCUGAAUUGUGAAGGGUGUCUCUAUUAGCACUGACGAGUGGACACGAUCCCAUCCCUUCCAAAUUCUAUUAUUUACCCCUUCCAAGAAUUUCCUCUGACUCCUUUCCUUACAAUCCUCUUGUGCUCCGUUAAGAGCCAAGAAAGUAGAGAGAGGUGAGACAAGAUUAGGCUCAUAAAUUUGAGUUUCAAACAAGCGAUGGCCGCUGGAAUUGGUGGCUUCCUAGUACUAGGAGCGGGCAUAACACUGUUACUAGCGCUGCUUAGGUUGAGUGACGGCUCUUUAUUGCUGUCCAGCGCCGUGCAGAGGCCGCCGCGUCUUAAGCUGCUUGGGGGCGGCGGCGACACAGAGCAAGCAUCUGUCCAACAACAUUCCCGCCUUGAGCCUCACCUCACCGAAGAGGAGGAGGAGGACGAGGAAGAGGAAGUAGAAGCCGCCGCCGAGCGCUGGCUGCUGUAUGAGGCCGGAGCCAACGGGAUCGUUGACCUAGAAGGCAUCCCGCCACCACAUCCUCACCACCAGCACAGGCAACACUCCCCUCCCAUUCAGCAUGCAUUUGUGUUCCCUCCGCCUUGGAAUAAACGUGAUCGGCAUCCAUUUAGGCCCUCGGGAUCUGCUGGGGAACCCCCGGGGGACACUCAUCAUGAUACGGCGGAAACAGCUCCGGGCGCUGGGGACGGUGGCGGCGGCGGUGGAGGAGGAGGGGGAGGUCCUCCGGUUCUUCCGAAGGGCCUCGCCAACCAGUUCAUGCUCCGGUCGCCAAGGGGACAUCGAGAGUAUGACGUUCCUCAGAUAGAAUGCCCACCCGCGGAAGACGGUAUGGACAGGUUCGCGUGUCCAACCCCGGACAGGAUGGGGAGGUAUCGCUGUAUAGAAGACCACGUCCUCUGCGACGGUUACAUAGACUGCCCCAAAGGGGAAGAUGAGGACCGACAAGGUUGCAUGUUCUAUAAAACGACGAAAGCCCACUUAGAUGUACUGGCAGAUGCACUACUACGGUGGGCCAGACAGCGCUAACAGAGGACAUCAAUGCCAGAAUGACUGUACCAAGGAUGGAGAGAACAAAAAUACGCGAAACAAAACAGAAUCUCAUACUGUACCUAUUUUUUAUUUCGUCUACUGUUGUACCUCACUUACUCAGUCAUUCCAUCAAAUUAGUCAACCUCAGUCAUUCCAACAAUAGAAAAUAAAAAAACAGAAUUUCUUCUCCAACUUGCUAGCUCGUUCCACAUUGAGAUGGAAAUCAAUGAGAACAGAGCAUUCACAAAAGUAUUAUUCAAGCCUCCAACUAAAAAGAAAAAAAGAAAAAGAGCCCCACAUCAUUUCCUCUGACCCCCUCCUCCCCACAGCGACACUCUAUAUAAUGGGCAACAUGCAUAUUGAUUACAAGGAGAGUGGAGUGCGCCCAAAAUAAGAGGAAAUGGCAUUGUGAUACUGUAUCAAGAGAUGGGUACACGGCCUAUAUAGAAAUAAGCAGAUGCGAAUAAAGAGAACAGGCUAGCUAAGGACUGAAAUACGAAAUUUUAAACUCAGGAGUAGUAGUAAACCGUGAUGUUAUAAUUAUUUUAAGUAAUUCAUUAUAUUUAAUUAAUGUAACAUAUUUUCUGUAGAAUCAUUUUACAGACAUAUGCAUUUGAGAUGGCUACGUAAUUAACAGUAUAUGACUGUAACUCUUAAUGACAAGUGUCUCAAAACUAGGGACUGUACGCCUAUAGCCCAGAAGAACCUUCAGAACUGGUCAGGUUUGGAACACAUUUGUCAUGCAACAUUGAAAAUCGAAGACCUAGAUCAGAUAUGUCCAUUAGGUCCCCCUCUCUGUUACUCACCACAGCAUUUAUAAUGCCACAACCAUCUGUUAUGACUUGCUGUGUCUGAUACUGAAGUCAUUUGGCACUUCAUACAUUCUUCCUCAACAAAAGGCUUAUUAGAAGCUCGUUGACAUUCAUUUAUUUCAACAUGAGAAAUUUGUUGAAAUUAAAAUAAUUCAAACUUACACCAUGGAAAUUAUUGACCAAGUUAGAAAGUGUUUCAGUAGCAGAAUAUGUUUCUUAAUUUUGUCUCCGAAUAACAAUUUUGUUUGGUGCUGAUAUGAACCGACAGGUUUGGAUGCAAGGAUCCGUUGUGGUGGUGCUUUGAUACCAGCACUUCAUCGAGUUCAAAACGGAUUGAGAUACAAUAGGAGGGUGAGUCCAGAGUUUGACGUUUGGCUACCAGACAACGUUGAUUUUAUUUUCAGCCUCCUACCCCGAGCCUCGGCAGGAAGCUGAUCGAUGUCACAUAACUCCUAAGACAGAGAGAAAGUAAAGUACUGGUUCUAAGACUGUAUAUAUGAAAAGUUCAGAGGUAAAUGAAUUAUAGCAAAGAAAAAUUAUUGUUCUGGAAAGUAGUAUAUGAUGGGAUAUCAAUUAUGUUAUAAUGUAGUAAUUUAACCAAUUAGAACACAGCUUAUAUAUAUAAAACUAAACAAAAAUCAACAAAAAAAUGCUUAUAUUUAGAACAAAAAAACGUACUUUUAUCAAUGUUAUAUGUGGUAUUACAUAGCCCUGAUCAAUGUUGUUGAUGUUGUAAUAGUUGCAAUGUGCAAAUAUGAAUAAUAAAUUUAGUAAUAAUUUUAAUAGGAAUGAAAUAAUUGUAGAAUACUCACACCCAUCAUAUUACUAUAGUAAAGGUGUAUAUGGUCACAGAUUGGAGCAAUUCUUAAUCAGUAAUAUGUCAAAUUAUCUGUAUUUGUGUCAAUGUGUCUGUAGAUGAAAGGCUCCACUGUGAAACUUGAUGCUAGGAAUGUGAACGACUUGAUGACAUUGUUUCAUAGAGAGCACUGAUUUCUGGAUAUGCAGGACAGACAACUGACGAGUGGGUCAUGGUGUGCAGCACCAGAGGCUGGACUCUGUUGUCCAUGUGGUCACAUUGGACAUGUCACAAAGGAAAGAGGCAGAAAUUCUGUGAAGAGCUUCGGGCGAUGACAUGUAUUAUCAUCCUGAGCCCCCGAACCGCUCUUCACAGAUUCCCUAUUUAUAAACAGAUUUAAACCAGAGGAUAUAUUCAUAUUUCUUGUAUAGUAUUGUUAGAAACAAUAAGAAUUGCUAUAUUCAGACAUUUUCUAAGGGACAUUCCCAUGCUCCACUGGACGCUCUGUUCAUUAAAUUGCACACCAUGAUCUGACAUUCGUAGUUGCAUUGGUUGGUUGAAAUUGUUGGAGAGUAAUAACUUGAGAAGGGCUUAGGAAAUGUUGUUUGACAAUUAGAUCUAAAGAAUAUGAUAAAAAUAUGCAGCUUGUUACGUAACCAUCUCAACUGACUUUAAAGUAGCUAUUACUGGGACACAGAUAUUUUUCAUGGAAAUACAAAGAGUAUUUUCAAAUUUCCUAGACAUCAAUAUGCUUAGAUAAAAUGCUGAUUUAAGAGCAACUAAUUAAUUUUCAUUAUAUUAUACUAAAUUCUAAAAUGGUUUAUUUUUAUUUUUAUUUUGUAAUGUUCAUCUCUGCAUUAUCAAAUAUUUUAGAUCUCUUAAACCAUAAGACAUCUCUCAUUCCUGCAGUGUUCAUGAGAGUGGUAAACAUGGCAAAUAUCUGAUAUGUACAACGUAUCAGUUCAUUUUAUAUACGUCCGUAAUAAUACUGAGUGUUGAAUUUAUAUUCAGGAUCCUGAAGACAUAAUUGCUUUUAGAGGAAAAGCAAUAAAUGAUAAUCAUUAAAAUUUCGUGUCUCAAAGUCCUACUUCUGAGCUAACAUGAAACAAUAGAAUUACACACUAGCAAAGUAAAUACACGUAUAUAAAAUCGGGUGCAGUUGUGUUUCUACAAGUAUAUAUUUUUUCCACAGCUUGCUACUUGAUGAUUCAAAAGAGAUAAUUUCCUUAUUAAUUUGGAAGUCUUGAAAGACAUUUGUUCACUAAUUAUUUUCCAUAAAUUAGCAUAUUUUCUAUAAAAGUGUAUGAAAAUAUAUCAUGUAAAGCCUAUUGAUGAAGAUAGGAAUUAUAGCAAAUUGGUGGCCUAUUGUGAAAUGUAUUUAAUGAUAACCAAAAUAAUGAAUAGAUGCUGGUUCACAGUUAGAGGGAAGUUACAUUAAUUUGAUUCUGUGGUAUAAUGACUAUUGUUAAGCAUAACUUUUUUAUUUUGGGAGAAAAUUAAUGUAAAUUGGUUAAGUAUCAAAAAAAAGUGCUUAUGAGCCAUAAAUUGAAAUCAGAGAUGGGAAGAGAAAAUGUGUGAUUUUCUCACAUAUUUGUAUCUCCCAUUAUAGGAAAUCCUGAUUUGAUCUCCAGAACUCUCACGUAAAUUCCAAUAAAAACAGCUCUAAAUUAACCACAGAAAUGUAAUUAUAGGCCACAGUCACCUCACAAGACACCAUUCUCCCUUGUAAAAUUAAAUAUUAUCAACACUUUGAAUAAUUCAGUUUCAUUUCACAUGUGGAAUUGUGUUUAACUUAAGGGAUACCUGCCAGGGUUUUAUGGCCAAGAUAUAGGUGGUCUGUUGAGCUAAGAUCAUAGGUGUUAUUCUCUAGUAAUAAUUAAUAAAAAAACAACAUGACAUCUUCCUGUAGCUUGUAUGUUGCAGGCUUUUACUUCCUUCUAAAUUCUGAAUCAGCCUAUAUGUCAUUGCUGUGGAACUGAGGCAUAGAGUUUGGAGUUCAUUCUACUAAAAUAUUGGAGUUGAAGUAUUUGUGAUGAUGAAUAACUUAAACAGGAAUGUUUGGAGAAAGUCACGUUCUUAUAUUAACUGAGAUUGUGAGGCUGCUUUCACACAUUCUGAUAUUAUCAGAACUAAUAUUGGAUGCACUUAAACCCAUAUCUGUAAAUUGUCUCUUUCACCCAGUCACCAGUCAAAAAAUUGUUCCGUUGUACUGUCUUCAAUAUGAUUGCUUGAGGUUUUUGAAGGAACAUGCUGUUUCACACUUAAGAAUAUGAGAGGGAGGCAGAAUGUUCCUUUUAAACAUCAGUAAACUUAUACCACACUACACGGCAUUAAAUCAUAGAAGAGAGUAUGCUUCAUUUUUAAAUAGUCUGCAUUUUUAGUUGACACCCUAGCACAUUCUAACAAGACUGAAAAUCUAUAUAGCACCUGCUUAAUAAGUGCUUUCAGCAGAAAAAUUUUAAAUGAAGCUGUUGAGACUAUGAUGAACUUUUCGCUUGUAACAAAAAAAGUUCAAUUCACAAUUAAUUGAUGAUACUCAAACUGCAAGAAUAUAUAGACAUACUGAAUAAAUAAAUGAUAAGCAUUAAGACUUCAAUGUUACUUCAUAUAUAUAUACUUCUUUAAUCUACAUCUUGUGCUUUGAGGCCCUGUAAUAAUACAGUAAAACUAAUCUGAUUUAAUGCAGUUUGAAGUAAAAAAGACACUGUUGUAUUUGUUUUCUUUCCUUAUUGUGAUCAUGUUCUAGAGACUGACUGAAUAACUGCUGAAUAUGGAUAUUUGAAAAUAUACUCCUGACAUAUGUUUUAUUUUAUUAUCUCAAAUUUCUGAAGGUAGAAAUAAAGGUAAAGUUUCCCCUCUGCUUAAUUCUUUAAGAACAAUGUCUUGAAGACAUAUAGGGGAAUGGAGGUACAGUUCUACCCUUCUUGACCUUGGCAGUAGAUAAAGUUGAACAUCCACCUUCACACCCUGGUAGCAUUACCCCCAGAAAAAGUGCCUUCCCAGUACCCAUUGGAUAAGAGUCUGGGUGGGCUCUAGAACCGGUCUGGAUACUAUGGGGUUAGAGAAAAAUAUCUUGCCCCUGUCAGGAAUUGAAAUCCAGCUGUUCAGCCCACAGCCUAUCACUAUACCAAUGCACAGAAAUGUCUGUAAUCUUCACUUAAAAUCAUGGUUAGAUACAUCGGCCUAAAUGGAAAUUGAAUUAGUUUCUGAGUUGUUUUUAUUGCCCACUGUCAAAUUUUGUGAAAAUCUGCCCAUCAGUUCUUGAAUUGUUCCAUGCAUGUGAGUGACCAGCAGACUGAGCAAACUUAAUAGACUGUUUGUAACACUACAAAAGCUUCUAAAAAAUUGGGUCAUUGUUUAAACUGUUUUGAAACCAUGAUAUUGUAAAUAACUUUUUUUAUCAGUAAUCUGUCAGACGACAGGUCCACAGUCUCUCCCAAAACAGUUUCUCCACUUAAUGCGAUCUA
Cryptotermes secundus is the source of this 6939-nucleotide messenger RNA. RefSeq lists its product as uncharacterized. The coding region runs from base 1043 to 1861 and encodes 272 amino acids. Gene Ontology annotation, molecular function: protein binding; transmembrane receptor protein tyrosine kinase activator activity. The transcript is spliced from 3 exons. Gene Ontology annotation, biological process: positive regulation of MAPK cascade. NCBI's taxonomy places the organism in Eukaryota, Metazoa, Arthropoda, Insecta, Blattodea, Kalotermitidae. Gene Ontology annotation, cellular component: terminal bouton. The record is from RefSeq and is a predicted model, not a curated record.